Drosophila kikkawai is the source of this 2085-nucleotide messenger RNA. It is a transcript of the gene Mgat3, whose product is annotated as beta-1,4-mannosyl-glycoprotein 4-beta-N-acetylglucosaminyltransferase. Gene Ontology annotation, biological process: protein N-linked glycosylation; N-acetylglucosamine metabolic process. The record is from RefSeq and is a predicted model, not a curated record. Lineage: Eukaryota; Metazoa; Arthropoda; Insecta; Diptera; Drosophilidae. Gene Ontology annotation, molecular function: beta-1,4-mannosylglycoprotein 4-beta-N-acetylglucosaminyltransferase activity. Gene Ontology annotation, cellular component: membrane.
AGCUGUGCGGGGGAGGAAAACAGACAUUUUUGGGCGUGUUAAGAAGCAAAGCAAACGCGAAAAAGGUACAGGAAAUUUAAGAAAAAUGAACAAGUGAAUGUGCAGAAAGUGCACUCAAAACGAAACAUGGUGAGGAGCACCAUCACCCUGAUGCCCUCGCACUCGCUGGCAGCGGGAGCGUCCAUUGGACGCCUGGCUAUAACCAAGAAGCUAGUGCUCUGGUCAGUGCUGGUGCUCCAGGUGGGCUUCAUUGGCUGCAUCUGGCUGCUGCAGAUGGGCCACGGUCCACAGGAGCAGCAGCAACAGCGGAAUGCUCUGGAGCAGAUCGGCGGCAGCCGUGUGAACUUUGUGUCGAGCGGUCUUAGUGGGGAAUCUGGGAAAGCUCCCCUGGAUAGGACAACCCACUGCCCGCGGCAGCACGAGAAUGUGAAUCGCUACGACAGGGACUUUUACCAGAUGAAAACUGAAAUGGAAAGACUGAACGAAUCCCACCCACCGCCAGACUACGAUGUGCCCGCGUAUGUAGACGCAGAGAUGGGUCCGACACCGGCCCUUUGGUGCUACCGCGAGGGCACCAUCAACGAGACCGUGAAGAUGAACGAUGUGGACUACCUGAUGGCUCCGCCGCAGUGCAAGUGUGCCAGCGGUUGGCAUGGCAGGGACUGUGGCCAGCCGGAGAUCAUCUGGCGAGCCCUGAUGACGCACAGCCGGACGAGCAAGCGGGGCGGAAGCACACCCCUGCAGCUGGUCGAGGCCAGUUCCAGUUCCCUGCACCGCCUCUUCUACAUGCUCGAACUGGGCGCCUGGGAGCACAUCAGUCUGGAGCUCUUGGAGCUGCAAAUUCGAGCCCUUCUCGAGGUGGUGGACUACUUUCUCGUCUACUACGUGAGCAACGGCAGUAAGGAGCGGAAUCUGGAGAGCUUGCUGGGGCGCCAGACUAGCUACAUGCUGCUCCGCUGCUCCUCGGAGAGCAACUGCAGCAGUUCGCUGGCCUACAGCCACUUCAGGCGCCAGCUGUGGCUCCAGUGCGGCCUCCAAAUGCAGGCCCAGGAUCUGCUGCUACACGGAGACAGUCGGGCUGUUUAUGCGCCGACAGCUCUCAAGUUCCUCAAGUACUAUGCCAAGGAUGUGCUGCCCCUGAGAUUCCGGCUGAAGUACAACGUGUACGGCUUCUACUGGCAGCACCCGAAGAAGACCCUGCUAAGCGGGGUGAUAAGUUCCUUGGGGCACCUGCACAACGGUGCCCAACUGGAUGCCCACCGGCUGCAGCGAAUGGCGAGCGGCACCCUGGGCGACCUCAAUCACUAUGGCGGCUGGAGCUGCGAGCUAUGCCUACCACCCGAGCAGAUUGUGCUUCGGCUGCAGGGCGCCAGCCAUCAGUUACCUGUGAAGCUACCCAACGACACAAGAAACGCGCACAUCGAUGCCACCUACAUGCAGCAGUUGAUAGCCAACGGAGUCCACAUAGACGGCGCCACGCAGUUGGUGCGACUGCGCGAGCAGAACGAGAAGUACUACGCUCCGGAGGAAGCCCUGCGGCACAGUAGCCAGUUUGGCCAGCUGCUGGUCAAUCUGUACGAUGUGGACGUGCUGGAGGAUCUUCAGGAGGAUGACUAACUAUGCCCAAGGCGACGCAUUAUAAGAUAUAAGAUGUAUAUUUAUAUGUGCCUGCUUUUGAACCCCCAUCUCAAAGUCUAACGAUCUCAUAAUCAUCAUAUCAUUACUCUGCCUAAUCCCCUCAUGCGUGUGCGUGCCCUUCUGUAUUUUUGGCCAAGCGAGUUCCAAAUUAUUAGUAUCUCAGCAGACAGGACGACGGACAGACCCGCCAUCUGUGAUAAGCAAAAAACCAGAACUAAACAAAGAAUUUACAAAACGAGAGUGCAACACCAGAGAGAUUUGCUGGAAUUAUGUUGUGACAUUGGGUUGAAUUUAGCAUUACUUUUAAGAGAUGAAGCUUUUUAGAUUUACUUUAAAUAUUAAUAUUAUUAGUUUAAUAUUCUAGGGCUCGAGUAUCAGAAUUAUUACAACUUGUUAACUUGCCAGAUCAAUUCAGUAUUUGUAAAAUAAACGGAAAAAUAAACAAAA